CUCCCUCUUUCAUGCUUCCUCCUUCACUCCCUCUCCCUCUCUGUUCGUGUCACUCUGUAGUGGAGAUGUGGAGUGUCUUUCUGUGGCUCCCUCUGUUUUUCCAGUCUAACUCAGCAGAGGAAGUGAUGCUGCUGAACACAAUGGAGUCGACCUCAGAGCUGGGCUGGACCACCUAUCCUGACACAGGGUGGGACGAGGUGAGCGUUCUGGACGACCGGGGAAAGCUCAUGCGAGCCUUCGAGGUCUGUAAUGUCAAUCAAAACACACGUCUCCAAGACAACUGGUUGGCUACACCCUUCCUGUACCGGCAUUCUGCUCCACGAGUGUUUGUCACGUUGCGUUUCUCAAUGCGUGACUGUGCCAGCCUGCGAUCGCCAUCACCCACCUGCAGAGAGACACUCACCCUGUACUAUAAACAGGCCGAUUCUCAGCAGGAACUGCAGAGGACCUGGGCCGCUGAGCCAUCCAGCUCAGAGAAGGAGACCAGGGAGGGAUGGGUGAAGAUCGACACCAUAGCAGCAGAUAAGAGUUUCUCCAAGGUGGAGCCCAGCUCACCGCACCAGUACCAACCCAACAGAUACAGCCGGAUCAACAUUAAGACACGGAGCUUUGCCCCGCUGAAACGCAGCGGAUUUGUCCUCGCCAUUGUUGACAGUGGAGCUUGUGUUUCCCUGAUGGGUGUGUCUAUCUUCUACCGGCGCUGUGCUGCUACCAACCUCUACUUGGCAUCCUACCCAGCGACUCCCUCGGGGGCAGAACCAACCGCAUUAGUGCCUGUGAGUGGGACGUGCGUCCCCCACAGUAAGCCACAAGGAGUCGCAGCCCCUCGCAUGCACUGCAAUACUGAAGGAGAGUGGAUGGUGCCUGUUGGAGGGUGCGUCUGUGACGAAGGCUAUGAACCAAAUAUUAAUAGAUCUGCCUGUUUGGCUUGUCCAGUGGGUUACUUCAAGUCGGUUUCAGGUUCUGUCCCUUGUACAGUUUGUCCAUCCAACAGCAGAACCAGCCAGGAAGGUUCCCGUGUGUGUGAAUGUCGCAGCAGCUUUUACCGAGCAGCCAACGAUGCCAACUCAUCUGCAUGCACAACUCCCCCAUCGGCCCCAGUCUCUCUGACAUGGGAGUACGAGAGCGGAGAUGGAGGCGUGUCCUUAAGGUGGCGCCCCCCAGUGGACUUGGGGGGCAGAAGUGAAGUAUGGUACGGGGUGGUGUGUCGCAUCUGCCCCUCAGCCACCUUCAGUAACCCAGCGUCAUGCUCCUGGUGUGGGGAAGGCGUCGCUUUCAGCCCGGCCCAAACCAGCCUAAAACAAACCAGAGUCACACUCAACAACCUGCUGACCAGAGUCACUUAUCUCAUACAGGUGCAAGCCAUGAAUGAGGUGUCAGCUCUGAGUCCUUUCCCGCCUCAAUACGCAAGCAUCAAUUUCACAACAAGCCAGUCAGUUCCCAGUACAGUUCCCAUGAUGCACCAGCUGAGCCGUUCCCCAGACUCCAUCACUCUCUCAUGGCCUCAACCUGACAGGCCCAACGGCGACAUUCUGGAAUACCAGCUGAGAUACUAUGAUAAGGGUUCAGACAUGGACACUGCCGUGACAGUGUACAGUGAGACCAACACAGUGACCGUCGACACGCUGAUCCCUGGAUCCAUCUACGCAUUCCAGAUCAGAGCUCGAAAUGAGCGAGGCUACGGCCCAUAUAGCAACACCAUCUAUUUCACCACGCUGCAUCUGGAAGAGCAUUCGCAGCAGAUCCAGCACCAGCUGCCUCUCCUGGUUGGGUCUGUCAUGGGCGGUGCAGCUUUUCUCCUGGUCAUAGCAGCGAUUGUGGUUGUGGUGGUAUUUCGCAGUAAGAGGAGGGAGAGUCCAUACAGCGACAGGCUGCAGAGGUACAUCAGUAACCGAGGUGAGAGCGGAGUCAAGUAUUAUGUAGAUCCAUCCACGUACGAAGACCCCAGUGAGGCGGUCAAAGAGUUUGCCCGUGAGAUAGAUCCCACUCACCUAAAGAUUGAGGAAGUCAUUGGUGCAGCUCAGUUUGGGGAGGUUUCUCGUGGCUGUUACCGCCCGCUGGGUCGACGGGAGGUGCUGGUAGCUGUGAAGACACUACGCUGGGGAGCAUCUGACAGAGAGAGGGGGAUGUUCCUCAGUGAAGCAGGCGUUCUGGGCCAGUUCGACCAUCCCAAUGUCCUGAAGCUAGAGGGCGUGAUCACUCGCAGCCUCCCUGAGAGGAUCAUCACUGAGUUCAUGGAGAAUGGGCCUCUGGAUGCCUUCCUCAGGGAAAAUGAAGGCCAGUUUAGUGUUCUCCAACUAGUCGGAAUGCUCAGGGGAGUCGGUGCAGGGAUGUGUUACCUCUCAGAGAGAAACUUUGUCCACCGGGAUCUGGCCGCCAGGAAUGUGCUGGUCAACUCCAACCUGGUCUGUAAAGUGUCUGACUUUGGUCUUUCACGACUUAUGAGGGGCCUGGACCACAACAUACCGACGUACACCGCCUCACUGGGAAGUAAGAUUCCUGUCAGAUGGACAGCGCCGGAGGCCUUUCAGCAUCGCAAGUUCAGCUCAGCUAGUGAUGUGUGGAGCUUCGGCAUACUGAUGUGGGAAGUAAUGUCAUACGGAGAGCGCCCAUAUUGGGACAUGAGCAAUAAGGAAGUGAUGAAAGCAGUAGCAGAGCAGUAUCGUCUCCCAGCUCCACAAAACUGCCCCCCAGCCCUGCAUGCUCUGAUGCUUCAAUGCUGGCAGGCUGACCGAGUGGAUCGUCUAGGGUUCGAGUCACUCUUGUCCUCCUUGGAUCGACUAAUCAGGCAUCCUGCCUCCCUCAAAUCAGAGCCAACCCAAAGCUGCUCCCAGCCGCUGCUCAGCCCCACCCCCACAGAUUUAUCGUUGGUGGCGACAGUCAGCGAUUGGCUGAAGGCACUGAGGAUGGAGAGAUAUCAGGAUGACUUUGAACGGGCACACCUGGACACAUUAGAUCGGGUCAGCAGGCUCACAUUAGACGAUGUCCAGAGUCUUGGGGUGAACUUGAUCGGGCACCAGAGGAAAAUCGUGAGUGCAGCCCAGAAGCUCAGAGCCUAUCUGAUGCAGGGCCAGGUGGAGGUGUGAAAACCACAAACAUCUAGUGCCACUGAUUUCUAUGGUUCUACUAGUAGUGUCUGAAGCACAUUUUAUGCCAAAACAAAACAAGAAGGUGCUUUUGUUUAAGGACAAAAGUCCAACACUAAACUCAGAAGGAGUGAAAAGGGUGAACUUUUCCCACCGGCGACAGAAGAGAGAGAGACACUGUGAGAGCUGCUGCCCAGGUCGAAGAGAGGUUCAUGACUUCCAGAAGAGGUGGAGGAAAAUUUCCUCCAUGUUUUUCCACUUCAUUCCACUGUACUUCUACUUUCCUACAACCACUCCGACCUCUCAAUCUCUUUUUUCUAAAUCCUCAUUUUGUGUCCCUCACUAAAAUGUUAUUUAUGCACCCUCAGUGACAACUGUGAAGAAAUUUUUUUGUAUAGUAACUGAGGAGGUGUCUCCUCACAAAGAAUUGCGUGAAGACAAUCAAAGCCUUUUUUGGUACUUGUUUCUUCCUCUCUGCUCCAACUGCCAUAUACUGAAAACUUUUGUAAAAAAAAAAAAAAAGUUUCUUUCUUAGAUUCCUGGUGGCUUGCUUCAGAAAGUUUUACCAUUUAUUUUUUCUAGAAAAACUGAACACUGUUCCAUCAAAAUAUCAUCAACGCAGAGGCCAAAAUUACAGUAAUGCCACAGUCAGGGCUACUAGACAACAGUCAGGGCUACUAGACAACAGUAAGCGUGGCUCGACAACAGUCAGGGGUACUAGACAACAGUCAGGGCUACUAGACAACAGUCAGUGCGACUCAACAGUCAGGGCGACUAGACAACAGUAAGCACAGCUCGACAACAGUCAGGGGUAUUCGACAACAGUCAGUGGUAUUCGACAACAGUCAGUGUGACUCGACAACAGUCAGUGCGACUCGACAACAGUCAGUGCUACUAGACAACAGUCAGUGCUACUAGACAACAGUCAGUGUGACUCGACAACAGUCAGUGUGACUCGACAACAGUCAGGGGUAUUCAACAACAGUCAGUACUACUAGACAACCGUCAGGGCUACUAGACAACAGUCAGGGGUAUUCGACAACAGUCAGGGCUACUAGACAACAGUCAGGGGUAUUCGACAACAGUCAGUGUUACUAGACAACAGUCAGGGGUAUUCGACAACAGUCAGGGGUAUUCGACAACAGUCAGGGGUAUUCGACAACAGUCAGUGUUACUAGACAACAGUCAGUGUUACUAGACAACAGUCAGGGCUACUUGAGAACAGUCAGCACUACUAGACAACAGUCAGCACUACUAGACAACAGUCAGCACUACUAGACAACAGUUAGUACUACUUGAGAACAGUCAGUGUUACUAGACAACAGUCCGUGCUACUAGAGAACAGUCAGGGCUACUAGACAACAGUCAGGGCUACUAGACAACAGUCAGGGCUACUAGACAACAGUCAGGGCUACUAGACAACAGUCAGGGUUACUACACAACAGUCAGGGUUACUACACAACAGUCAGGGUUA
Messenger RNA from Thalassophryne amazonica, 4560 nucleotides. RefSeq names its product eph receptor B6 (gene ephb6). The transcript is spliced from 19 exons. The coding region runs from base 12 to 3086 and encodes 1024 amino acids. Lineage: Eukaryota; Metazoa; Chordata; Actinopteri; Batrachoidiformes; Batrachoididae. The record is from RefSeq and is a predicted model, not a curated record. Gene Ontology annotation, molecular function: transmembrane-ephrin receptor activity; ATP binding; protein binding. Gene Ontology annotation, biological process: axon guidance; central nervous system projection neuron axonogenesis; cell surface receptor protein tyrosine kinase signaling pathway. Gene Ontology annotation, cellular component: plasma membrane; neuron projection.